AUGGCGUGCAUGCGAAUGAAAGAAUUGGAACAAUAUCUUCAGCAGUUAGAAGGCUUUGAAAAGCCAAAAAUAUUGCUGGAACAAUAUCCCACAAGCGCACACAUUGCUGCCCAUAUUUUGUACACUGCACAAUCGCAAUUUGAUGAUAUUGAAGAUCGCUCUGUUGCUGAUCUUGGCUCAGGUUGCGGCGUUCUUUCCCUUGGAGCUAAGAUGUUGAAUGCAGUUUAUGUUCUUGGCUUUGAAAUUGAUCGGGAUGCUGUUGAUAUUUUCAAUAGAAACGCCUGUGACAUGGAAUUAGAUGUUGAUGCCAUUCAGUGCGAUGUUCUCCAAUAUUUACCAGGAAGAUUCGAGGGUGCUUUCGAGACGGUGAUAAUGAAUCCACCAUUCGGUACGAAGCGAAAUGCGGGCAUAGACAUGAAAUUUUUAGAAAUUGCAUCAAGACUCGCAACGAGGACGAUUUAUUCGCUUCACAAGACGAGUACUCGCGAUUACGUGUUAAAGAAGGGACAACAAUUGGGAAUGAAAGGGAAAGUAAUAGCCGAGCUCCGUUACGAUUUGCCACAGAGUUACAAAUUUCAUAAGAAAUCCUCGGUCGAUAUAAAAGUCGAUCUUAUAAGAUUCGAGUUAUGAAUCAAUCCUUUAUAAAUAUGUAUCUGUAAAUAUUAAAAUUGACGUUAACGAGCUUUUAA
This is a messenger RNA of Venturia canescens, 689 nucleotides long. It is a transcript of the gene Mettl5, whose product is annotated as Methyltransferase like 5. The record is from RefSeq and is a predicted model, not a curated record. Gene Ontology annotation, molecular function: rRNA (adenine-N6-)-methyltransferase activity. Lineage: Eukaryota; Metazoa; Arthropoda; Insecta; Hymenoptera; Ichneumonidae. The coding region runs from base 1 to 630 and encodes 209 amino acids. Gene Ontology annotation, biological process: rRNA methylation. The transcript has 2 exons.